Messenger RNA from Fusarium vanettenii 77-13-4, 666 nucleotides. RefSeq lists its product as uncharacterized. NCBI's taxonomy places the organism in Eukaryota, Fungi, Ascomycota, Sordariomycetes, Hypocreales, Nectriaceae. The coding region runs from base 1 to 666 and encodes 221 amino acids. The transcript is spliced from 6 exons. The record is from RefSeq and is a predicted model, not a curated record.
AUGGCCUAUGGCUCCUCCCGUAGUUAUCGCCAGGGUCAAAACACAAUUGAGAGCAGUACCCAGGUAGAGAGUGAUCGAUGUAUACGCUCCAUCGAGAUCAUUCGUACCACCAAAUACCUGUCCAACUUCAGAAAAUUUCAAAAUGUCCAGAAGACCGUGGAGGGGCGACUGACUACAUACAUGGAUACCUCUUCAGAGUCCUGGCUCGAUUCCAUGAUGCCUCAAACAUGCUCGGUUAUCUCGGACUACUUUGAGCACUGCAUAGUUAAGCAUUGUCUUCUCACUUCACCAACGAGCCGACCUUUCUACACAUUUGAUCCGAAAGCACAUAGAAAUAAGAAGACGAAAGGUCUUAUAAGCGUAAUAUUAACCCAGGCGGUUAUUAUUGGUUAUAUGAGCCCUCAGUCGGCUUAUUUGCCUGGACACCGCCAGCACCGCCUCUCCUCGCGGGAGAAUGGAAAAGGCGAAGCCAAACUUAUUUACACAGCCGUUCAGCCCCCCAAGCGCACCUAUCUGCUCCUCGAUCGAUCGAUUGGCUCUUCCAAUCGCCAACUGCAAUGCGUGUUUGCUGCCAUUCCUAGGGUCACGACGCCACUCGGGAGUCACUCACGGAUCAGACUGCUUGUUGAAGGCACCUUCACUGCGACUCGGAAACAAACAACCUAG